Molecule: messenger RNA, 2772 nt
Organism: Danaus plexippus (monarch butterfly)
Lineage: Eukaryota; Metazoa; Arthropoda; Insecta; Lepidoptera; Nymphalidae
Product: phospholipase A2 group XV-like
Exons: 7
Coding region: 362-1618 (418 amino acids)
Biological process (GO): lipid metabolic process
Source: RefSeq, a predicted model, not a curated record
AAUUUGGCCAUACAAUGAAACGUUAAGUUGAUUUUUUUAGCGAAUACGGAUCAGUGAUUGCCGACUUCAAAUUGAAAUGUAUAUUUAAUAUUUUCCUUGACACUGGGGUUGAAUUGAUUUAGACAUCGUAUUCCUGAAUUAUCAAGUAUUACGUAAUUUCCGUCUUAUCACCGGACUCCGGAGGUCCCGACAAAUUCGCAGUGACCAUCAAGAAUAAAAACAUCAUACGUUGUCUACGUCACUGCGUCUGUGCAGCUGACUGGCUACAGUAAACAAUAAUCGUAUUGCGUAAAUCAAAUAAUUAAUAAACACAGUCAAUUGUACACAGUUGUACGAUACGGACGUAAUUUAAACUUCCAAAAUGUAUUAUGUGAAAAACUAUUUCGUUUUUUUGUUGACAUUUAGCUUAUUUGCUCAAAACUCGCUCGGGUUUUCACCAGUAAUUUUAAUUCCUGGUGAUGGAGGGAGUCAACUGGAGGCUAAAGUUAAUAAAACGAAUGUUGUGCAUUACAUUUGUGCUAAGACCUCAAAUGAUUUCUACAAUGUGUGGCUCAACCUGGAACUGCUGGUACCUUUUGUGAUAGAUUGUUGGAUAGACAAUGUACGACUGGAAUACAAUAAUGUUACACGAAAGACGAACAACCCUCAGGGGGUGGAGAUUAGAGUACCAGGCUGGGGUAACCCAGAACCUGUUGAGUGGUUAGAUCCAUCUCAUGAUUCUGAGGGUGCUUACUUUAAUACCAUCGGAGAUGCUUUAGUCAAAAUGGGGUAUGUAAGAAAUGUGUCUUUGAGAGGGGCUCCAUAUGAUUUCCGAAAGGCACCAAAUGAAAACGGUGAGUUCUUUGUGAAGUUAAAGACCCUUGUAGAGGAUACAUACGCAAUGAAUAACAAGACAGCUGUGACACUGCUAGUGCACAGUAUGGGAGGGGCGAUGGCACUGCAAUUUCUUCAGCUGCAAAGCCAGAGCUGGAAGACCCAGCACAUACGGAGGAUGAUCUCCCUCUCCACACCAUGGGGAGGUGCUGUGAAAGCACUCAAAGUAUUUGCUAUAGGUGAUGACCUCGGCUCUAUGAUGCUGUCCCCCAGUACCCUGCGAGCGCAGCAGAUCACAUACCCGUCGUUAGCCUGGCUGCUGCCGUCGACUCGUCUGUGGGGCCCCCACGAGCUGCUCGUCACCACCGACAAAUACAACUACACCAUAAACGACCUGCAGAAGCUCUUCAACGAUAUGGAGUUACCGAACGCUUGGGAGAUGCGUCGGGACACAGAGAAGUACUCCAGCGACGUGGCCGCACCGGGAGUCGAACUGCACUGUAUAUAUGGAUAUAACAUCUCUACCGUUGAGAGACUGGACUAUAAGCCCGGCACUUGGCUGGACGGAAAGCCUAAUCUGGUAUUCGGUGACGGCGACGGUACGGUCAACCUGCGCUCACUGUCAUACUGUGAGCGGUGGGGAAAGACGAGGCGGCGUGCGGGCAUGUGGAGACCGUUACAACGAGGAUCCCGGGCCCCGCAGGCCUCGCUGAAGGCCCUGCCACUUAGCAACGCGGAACACCUCAAGAUUCUCCACGACCCUCGCGUGGUACAAUACAUCACCACCGUCAUGGCCAUACCGUGACCCGACCCUCACCUGAAACUAAAUACUAAUCUCUUACCUUUGAUUUGAAAUCUUAUUAUGUAGACGAGGUGGUAAUGCUCUCUUAAUGAUUUAACUACAACUACCAGAAAAAAACAUUCUGUAUAAGUUUUAUCAUACAUUGAUAUUAUUUAAAAAAAAAAUUAAAUAUUCUCUAUUCAUUAUAGAAUGAAGUAAUAUUAAUUUUUAUUUUUUAUUGUUCCGAGUCAAAGAACAAAUGCUUCAAUGGAAACUAAGCCUCACAGUAUCUGUAUAGCGUGUUGUGAUGUUUUAAGUUUAUAAUUAAAUUCUAAUAGCUGUAACGAAGCUCUCUAUAAAAUACUAAGUUUUCACUGUAAAUAUAAUAAAGUGAUUUAUUUAUAUUAAAUACAAUAUUAAUAUGAUAAAUAAAUUGAUUUAUGAGAAAUGUACUAACCACAUAUAUUUAUUUAUUAAUUUCUUUUCAAGAAAAUACUCAACAUUUGUUUUCCUACAACAGUGACAUGGUUAAAUUCGGAAGCAUUUGCUCACUUUUCGUUAAGAUUCAUUAUGCUGCCGGUGUCUGAAUCACUUUUCCAGCUCUCUCUUUACAAGAAAAUAUUCAUCAUCAUCAUCAGCCUAUCAAAGCCCACUGCUGAGCAAAGGCCUCUUCUCACAUGGAGAAGGCUAGAGCAUUAAUCGCCACACCUGCUCAAGACGGGGUGGCUAUUUCAAUCUUAUACUAUAAUAUAAGAAAAUAUUAUCAUUUAAUAAAUAUAUAUGAAGCUGACGAUGAAGCUUCCUAACUUCAGAAUCAAGAUAAAGUCCAUUGAGUAUAGAAAUGCAUCAAUAAACAUUAUAUAUCAACAAAACCUUCUUAGUGUUUAUGAUAUAAUAACUGUUUGAAAGAAUUUAUCAGUUUUUUCAUGUCACUUUAACAGUGUUACUAACCCUACCAUUAUAUGAGAUAAGUUUGUAUUGACAAGUGUCGAUGUGGAUAAUGGAGUCAUUAAAAUAAAGUCUAUGGCUGUGAUAUAAGUAAUACUUGUUUGUUAUCAUUUAUGAUAUAUUUUCAGUGUCAAUAUUAUUUUUUUAUUUUUAGUAAUUUCAAUAUUGUUUAGUAGAAACAAAGCGAUUACCGAGUGUUGAAAUAAAAAUAAAAUAAUAUAAAAUUAAAA